This is a messenger RNA of Pygocentrus nattereri (red-bellied piranha), 6676 nucleotides long. Its product is annotated as deleted in malignant brain tumors 1 protein-like. The record is from RefSeq and is a predicted model, not a curated record. The transcript is spliced from 40 exons. Gene Ontology annotation, cellular component: membrane. The coding region runs from base 74 to 6676 and encodes 2200 amino acids. Lineage: Eukaryota; Metazoa; Chordata; Actinopteri; Characiformes; Serrasalmidae.
GAGUCGCUGUGCUGGGAGAGUGGAGGUUAAUGAUGGAGGACAGUGGAAAGCAGUUUGUAUUUUAGAGUGGGAUAUGACUGAUGCUGCAGUGGUGUGUAAAGAGCUGGGCUGUAUGAACGCUCUACGCAUUGUGAGUUUUGGAUCAGUAUCAGGAUCAGUGAUGAAGGGAUUUGCAAACUGUAGAGGAUCAGAGUCUUCACUGAAGAACUGUUUUGCUAAUAGACAUAUUCAAUAUUGUACUACACCAGUUGCUGGAGUCGACUGUUCAGGUGACAAACCAAGACUCACUGGUGGUCCUCAUGAAUGUUCUGGACGACUAGAAGUACCUAAAGACAAUAAAUGGCACACAGUGUGUGAUGCUGACUUUGACGAGCAGGAUGCAAAGGUUGUGUGUCGAGAGCUGGGCUGUGGGCUUCCUGUGGAGGUGCUGGGAGCAGCUGCUUUUGGCAGAGGGGAGGGUCAGGUGUGGUCUGAGGAGUUUCAAUGUGAAGGGAAUGAAUCUCAUCUUUACUCCUGUACAAAAAAAUCCACAAGCAAAAAUAUCUGCACCCAUGACUACGACGUGGGACUAACAUGCACUGGUCACACUCAGGCUCGACUGGUGAGUGGCUCUGACUCUUCUAACUGUUCUGGUAGAGUGGAGCUCCAGUACCUCAGUGAAUGGGGCUCAGUGUGUGAUGUAAGCUGGGAUAUGAGAGCUGCCAGUGUCCUCUGUGGUCAGCUGAAGUGUGGGAGUGCUGUGGCUGUGUUGGGGUCAGACUGGUUUGGGGAGGGGAGUGGCCAGAUCUGGGCUGAUGUGUUUGAUUGUCAGGGGAACGAAACUCACCUGUCAAAAUGUCCCAUUUCAUCAUGGAGUCGAACUGCAUGCUCUCAUAAACAAGACGCUGGAGUCAUCUGCAGUGGUUCUUCUCUGGCAUUUCAGGAGGGGCGAGUGAGGUUGUCUGGAGGGAUGGAGUGUGAGGGGGAGGUGGAGGUUUACUUCAGGCAGGACUGGAGGAGAGUUCUGCUGGACUCCUGGAGUGAGUCUGAGGCCUCUGUGGUCUGCAGACAGCUGGGCUGUGGCUCUGUGAUCAGCUUCUCCAGAUCCUCUACAUCCCGUCCUGAACACAGUCACAUGUGUGUCAUGGGUUUCAAUUGUUCUGGGAGUGAAGCUCAUCUGGGGAACUGCAGUAGCGCACAAGCGGUCAACUGCAGCUCCAGAGAACAGCUCUCAGUCACCUGCUCUGGUAACUUUAAUCCAGCUCUCAGCUCCAUCAGGCUGGUUGGUUCUGGGGGAGACUGUGCAGGAAGGCUGGAGGUUUUCCACAGUGGCUCGUGGGGGACAGUGAGUGAUGACUUGUGGGAGAUUAAGGAUGCGCAGGUGGUGUGCAGACAGCUGCAGUGUGGAGUGGCCCUCAGUGCUCCGGUACCAGCCCGGUUUGGACCUGGAACUGGAUCCAUAUGGCUGGUGGAGUGUGAAGGGAGUGAGACGUCCCUGUUGAACUGCAGAUUUCAGCUGUCUGGAGAGGAUGAUUGUGAACACAGGAAGGAUGUAGGAGUCGUCUGCUCAGAGUUUAAAGAGUUCAGACUCACUGAGGGCUGUGAGGGGAAUCUGGAAGUGUUCUACAAUGGAACCUGGGGUAAUGUGUGUGUAAAUGGGAUGGAUGAAGAAACAACAAGUUUGAUCUGUCAGGAGCUGAACUGUGGGAGAACUGGCAGUGAGAAUCAAGACAAAGCAAGAGUGGAAUCAACUCCUAACUGGCUGAAUGAUCUGAAAUGUAGGAAACAUGACUCCACUCUGUGGCAAUGUCCAUCUUCACCCUGGGGAAAUUAUAAGUGCAAUGAUGUGGCUAAAAUUACCUGUUCAGCAAAGGAAAAUCAUUCUGUGCAGCGAAGUCAUCUGAAAUGCUCCUCGUCAUCUCCCCAUCAGAGACAGUGCUCAAAGCACCUGCCUCUCAAGCUGAAGGGAGGAAAUGGAAGCUGCUCUGGGAGGUUGGAGGUGUUUUAUAACACUGAGUGGGGGUCCAUCUGUGAUGAUCUGUGGGACAUCAGGGAUGCUCAGGUUGUCUGCAGGCAGCUGGGCUGUGGGCCGGCGCUGAGUGCUGAUAGGAAUGCUGUCUUUGGUGCUGGUAAAGGGCCUAUCUGGCUGAACAGAGUGAAGUGUAGAGGGAAUGAGAUUCACCUGUGGGACUGUCCUCAUUCCCUCAAGAAACACACUGAGUGCUCCCACAGGCAGGAUGCUGGAGUCACCUGUAAAGAUAUAUCAGUGCCUACUACUACUACACCCAUAACACCAACCAUCACCUUCACCACUACAGUUGAUCAGACACUGAAGAGAACAACCACUCCUCCACAAACUCUUUCAGCAUCCAUUUAUUCGGUGUCUCUCCUAGUUUUGGGAGCAGUGCUCUUCCUGGCCUUAGUGCUUCUGGUUGUGCUGUUUUACCAGAACAGAGUGCUCAGGAGAGUGCUCUCUAGGAGGAGGCGUAAGACUCUGACUGAGGCAGUCUAUGAGGAGAUCGACCGCAGAUACAUUACUAAAAAAAAUGACUCAACUCGAAGAGGAAAUGUCCUCUCUGAAGAGCAGCAUUCAGGAUAUGAGGAUGUGGAUGAGGAGCUUCUCUCAGGAAGUGUCCUCUCUGAAGAGCAGCAUUCAGGAUAUGAGGAUGUGGAUGAGGAGCUUCUCUCAGGGGAAUCAGCAAAAGAGUACGAAGCAGAGAGCUAUGAUGAUGUCAUCACUGCUGGACAGAUCUCUGAUAGUGUAGCAGAGGACGUAGCAGAGAAUUAUGAUGAUGUCAUCACUGCUGAUCAGAGCUCAGCUGUUGUAACAGAAGACAUGACAGAUAACUAUGAUGAUGCUGUUACCGCUGGACCAAACUCCAACAUUAUGACAGUGGACACACUAGAGAAUUAUGAUGAUGUCAUCACUGCAGGACAGGACGUAGGAGAGGUAAAAGUCAGUGUGAGGUUGGUGGAUGGUGGCAGUCGAUGUGCUGGGAGAGUGGAGGUUCUUCAUAGAGGACAGUGGGGAAAAGUGUGUGAUGAUUACUGGGAUAUGAGAGAUGCUGCAGUGGUGUGUAGAGAGCUGGGCUGUGGAGAGUCUGUAACUGCACUGGGUAGAGCUCACUUUGGACCAGGAUCAGGACCAAUGUGGCUGGAUGAUGUGAAUUGUAAUGGAUCAGAGUCUACAUUGAAUAACUGCAAAUUAAAAGAUUGGGGUGAACAUAACUGUGAAAAUACCGAAGUUGCUGGAGUCAUUUGUUCAGUUAAUUCAUUUCUAUUCUGGCAUGUUAAUAUUUCAGGAAGAAUCAGGCUGGUUGGUGGUUCUCGCUGCUCUGGGAGAGUGGAGGUGCUUCAUGGAGAGACCUGGUCCACAGUGUGUGAUGCUGACUUUGACCAGCAGGAUGCAGAGGUUGUGUGUCGAGAGCUGGGCUGUGGGCUUCCUGUGGAGGUGCUGGGAGCAGCUGUUUUUGGCAGAGGGGAGGGUCAGAAAUGCAGUGUGAGGUUGGUGGAUGGUGGCAGUCGCUGUGCUGGGAGAGUGGAGGUUCUUCAUAGUGGACAGUGGGGAACAGUGUGUGGUGAUGGCUGGGAUAUGAAACAUGCUGCAGUGGUGUGUAGAGAGCUGGGCUGUGGCAAGGCUGUAGAUGCACUGAGCGAUGCCCACUUUGGACCAGGAUCAGGACCAAUCUGGAUGAGUAAAGUUGGCUGUGGUGGAUCAGAGUCCACACUGAAGAAUUGUAGAUCAGCAAGAUGGGGUAAACAUAACUGUGAUCAUUCUAAAGAUGCUGGAGUUGUCUGUUCAGGAGUCAGGCUGGUUGGUGGUUCUCGCUGCUCUGGGAGAGUGGAGGUGCUUCAUGGAGAGACCUGGUCCACAGUGUGUGAUGCUGACUUUGACCAGCAGGAUGCAGAGGUUGUGUGUCGAGAGCUGCGCUGUGGGCUUCCUGUGGAGGUGCUGGGAGCAGCUGCUUUUGACAGAGGGGAGGGUCAGGUGUGGUCAGAGGAGCUUCAGUGUAGAGGCAACGAAUCUCAGAUUCACUUCUGUCCAUCAUCUUCACUCAAACACAACUGCUCCCAUGACAGUGAUGUGGGUCUGGUGUGUGCUGGUAAGAGGGCCAUGCUGGUGGAUGGUGGCAGUCGCUGUGCUGGGAGAGUGGAGGUUCUUCAUAGAGGACAGUGGGGAACAGUUUGUGGUGAUUACUGGGAUAUGAGUGAUGUUGCAGUGGUGUGUAGAGAGCUGCGCUGUGGAGAGGCUGUAGCUGCACUGAGUGAUGCUCAUUUUGGACCAGGAUCAGGACAAAUCUGGAUGAAUGAAGUGGACUGUAGUGGAUCAGAGUCUACACUGAAGAACUGUAAAUCACGGGGAUGGGGUAAACAUAACUGUGAUCAUGGUGAAGACGCUGGAGUCAUCUGCUCAGGUCACAGAAUGUCCAGACUUGCUGAUGGAUUCCACCUGUGCUCUGGGAGAGUGGAGGUGCGUCAUGGAGAGACCUGGUCCACAGUGUGUGAUGCUGACUUUGACCAGCAGGAUGCAGAGUUUGUGUGUCGAGAGCUGGGCUGUGGGCUUCCUGUGGAGGUGCUGGGAGCAGCUGCUUUUGGCAGAGGGGAGGGUCAGGAGUGGUCAGAGGAGUUUCAGUGUAGAGGCAAUGAAACUCAGAUUUAUUUCUGUCCAACAUCAUCUUCACUCAAACACAACUGCUCCCAUGACAGAGAAGUGGGCCUGGUGUGUUCAGGUCACACUCAGGCUCGGCUGGUGAGCGGCUCUGACUCCUGUUCUGGUCGAGUGGAGCUCCAGUACCUCAGUGAAUGGGGCACAGUGUGUGAUGUAAGCUGGGAUAUGAGAGCUGCCAGUGUCCUCUGUGGUCAGCUGAAGUGUGGGAGUGCUGUGGCUGUGUUGGGGUCAGACUGGUUUGGGGAGGGGAGUGGCCAGAUCUGGGCGGAUGUGUUUGACUGUCAGGGGAACGAAACACACCUGUCAAAAUGUCCCAUUUCAUCAUGGAGUCGAACUGCAUGCUCGCAUAAACAGGAUGCUGGAGUCAUCUGCAGUGGUUCCUCUCUCGUGUCUCAUGAAGGGAGAGUGAGGUUGUAUGGAGGGAUGGAGUGUGAGGGGGAGGGGAGUGAGACGUCUCUGUGGAACUGCAGGUUUCAGCUGUGUGAAAAGGAUGAAUGUGCACACAAGGAUGAUGUAGGAAUCAUGUGCUCAGAGUAUAAAGAGUUCAGACUCACUGAGGGCUGUGAGGGUAAUCUAGAAGUGUUCUACAAUGGAACCUGGGGCAAUGUGUGUGUAAAUGGGAUGGAUGAAGAAACAGCAAGUUUGAUCUGUCAGGAGCUGAACUGUGGAAGAUCUGGCAGUGAGAGGGCUACCAAAGCAAGAGUGGAAUCAGCUCCUAACUGGCUGGACAAUCUGAAAUGUAGGAGUCAUGACUCCUAUUUGUGGCACUGUCCAUCCUCACCCUGGAGACAGAACUACUGUAAUAAAAACAACGAGGUGGCUAAAAUUACCUGCUCAGAAAAGAAAAAUGAUCGUGUGUUACGAAGUCAUCUGACAUGUUCUUCAUCUCCUCAUCACAGACAGUGCUCAAAUCACCUGCCUCUCAGGCUGAGAGGAGGAGAAGGAAGCUGCUCUGGGAUACUGGAGGUGUUUCAUAAUGCUGACUGGGGGUCUGUCUGUGAUGAUCUGUGGGACAUCAGGGAUGCUCAGGUGGUCUGCAGGCAGCUGGGCUGUGGGCCGGCACUGAGUGCUGAUGGGAGUGCUGUCUUUGGUGCUGGUGAAGGGCCUAUCUGGCUGAACAGGGUGAAGUGUAGAGGAAAUGAGAUUCACCUGUGGGACUGUCCCCAUUCCCUGAAGAACCACACUGACUGCUCCCACAAGCAGGAUGCUGGAGUCACCUGUACAGACAAAUCUAUGCCUUCUACUACUACACCCAUAAUUACAACCACCACCAACACAGUUCGUCAGCCAGUUAAGACAAAAACCCCUCCUCUGCAAACUCCUCCACCAGCUGUUGCACCCAUCUAUCCAGUCUCUCUCCUGCUUCUGGGAGUGCUGCUCUUCCUGGCAUUAGUGCUUCUGGUUGUCCUGUUUUACCAGAACAGAGUGCUCAGGAGAGUGCUCUCUAGGAGGAGAAAUAAGACUCUGACUGAGGUAGUCUAUGAGGAGAUUGACCGUAGAUACAUCACUAAAGGAAAUAACUCCACUCAAAGGGGAAGUAUCCUCUCUGAAGCACAGCAUUCAGGAUAUGAGAAUGUGGAUGAGGAGCUUCUCACAGGAAGUAUCCCCUCUGAAGAACAGCAUUCAGGAUAUGAGGAUGUGGAUGAGGAGCUCCACUUGGGUGAAUCAGCAAAAGAGGACACAGCAGACAGCUAUGAUGAUGUCAUCACUGCUGGACAGAUCUCUGUUAGUGUAGCAGAGGGCUUAGCGCAGAUUUAUGAUGAUGUCAUCACUGCUGAUCAGAGCUCAGCUGCUGUAACAGAUGUCUAUGAUGAUGCUGUUACCAUGGGACCAAACUCCAGCAUUAUGGAAAUGGACACUCGAGAGAGCAAUGAGGAUAUCAUCACUAAUGAACAGGAUGAAGGGCUAAAAGAUUAUGAUGAUGUGGAGGACGAGCCUCAGACAGAGAUGAAUCAUGUGACUGAGAGACCACAGCCAGUGUCUUUCCUCGGGACAUUAUAUUCAAACCUCUUCGGACGCAAUAAAUGA